CAGACCAUGAUUCGUCUGCUAGUCAAACGUGAAGUGAUGCCAGCAUUUUGCAAACCUGUGGAAGGGGAGCUCUCUUGUGAUAAGGAAUAUUCUGAAGGCAGUCCAGCUACAGAUGUGGAGCAGAUGAGUUCCUCUUCUCCUGUCCUUCCUAUGAACUCCAUGGGUAAUGACCGGGUUGAUCAGCGAACCUGCCUUAUCUGCGGAGACAGAGCUACAGGUCUGCACUACGGGAUCAUCUCCUGCGAGGGCUGCAAGGGGUUUUUCAAAAGGAGCAUUUGCAACAAGCGGGUUUACAGAUGCAGCCGGGACAAGAACUGCGUCAUGUCGCGCAAACAGCGGAACAGAUGCCAGUACUGCCGGCUGCUCAAAUGCCUCCAGAUGGGCAUGAACCGCAAAGCAAUCAGAGAGGAUGGCAUGCCAGGAGGCAGAAACAAAAGUAUUGGACCUGUCCAGAUAUCAGAGGAAGAGAUUGAAAGAAUCAUGUCUGGACAAGAAUUUGAGGGAGAAGCAAAUAUGUCAUGGAGCAACAACGGAGACAGUGACCAUAGUUCCCCUGGAAAUGGAGUUUCUGAGAGCAACCAGCCUUCGCCUGUGUCUACUCCAUCUUCAAGUAGGUCCGUGGAACUGAAUGGAUUCGCUGCACUCAGGGAUCAGUAUAUUGGGACGCCGGUGUCCACGCACUAUCAGUACCUCCCGCACCUUUUUAGCUAUUCUGCUCACUCGGCUCUGAUGCCCCCACAAACGCGCAGUCUGGACCCCCAGUCGCAUAGUCUGAUCAAUCAGCUGGUGUCAGCUGAGGACUUGGAGCCGCUUGGCACUCCAAUGCUUAUUGAAGACGGGUAUAAAGUGACUCAGGCAGAGCUGUUUGCAUUGUUGUGUCGGCUGGCGGAUGAAUUGCUUUUCAGGCAGAUUGCUUGGAUCAAGAAGCUGCCGUUCUUCUGUGAACUCUCGAUCAAGGACUAUACUUGCCUGCUGAGCUCCACGUGGCAGGAGCUGAUUCUGCUCUCCUCGCUGACGGUUUACAGCAAGCAGAUCUUCGGUGACCUUGCUGAUGUCACCUCCAAGUACUCCCCCUCCGACGACGAGCUGCACAGAUUCAGUGAAGAGGGGAUGGAGGUGAUGGAACGGUUGAUCUACCUCUUUCGCAAGUUUAACCAGUUGAAGGUCAGCAAUGAGGAGUACGCCUGUAUGAAAGCCAUUAACUUCCUAAAUCAAGACAUUAGGGGUCUGACUAACGCGUCCCAACUGGAGCAGUUGAAUAAGCGGUAUUGGUAUGUGUGCCAGGAUUUCACAGAGUACAAAUACCCACAUCAGCCAAACCGUUUUCCGGAUUUAAUGAUGUGUUUGCCAGAGAUACGAUACAUUGCAGGAAAAAUGGUGAAUGUCCCCUUGGAGCAGCUGCCUCUUCUUUUUAAGGCCGUUCUACAUUCCUGCAAGACUAGCGUGAGCAAAGAGUGAGCCCCAGGUGCCCCCGGCCCGUGCCUUACUCUGGUGCCUCAGGCAGGGAACUGGCUCACGCGGAGAGAAAGGGGGAAAACAUGAUCAAGGCAGUGGGAAAUUGCUGAGACAGGGCAGUGGGUGCCCCUGCUGUUGUAGCAAGAAUCUUUUUUGUUUGUUUUUGUUUUUUUACUCUUUUUCCUAUAUAUUUAUUUCACGACAGAGUUGAAUGUAUGAUCUUCAACACAAUGCACAUGGUUCUGUAGGAAUGCAGCAGAUGCAUUCUCUAGCAGUUUACAGAAUGUGAAGAUGUUUAAUGUUACAGUGUUUGUUAGGGUUAGUUCUUUUGUAUUUUUGGGGCUGGGGACUGAGAUGACUAAGACUACCUCAAGGAGAAGAUGCUGUUUGCGCACUGCUCUCUCCAUGAUUUGUAUCCAAAAGCAUUUGUCAUAGAGAGCAAACCGCCUCACUUCACUGGCAGAGCUGUUAGCAUCCCUAAUGGACAAUUUUGGAGAAGUGGGUGUUAGAGAAGUGCCAAGCUUUUUCGAUUAAAAAACAAAACAAAAAACAGGGAAUGGAGAAGGAGGAAAAGUCUAUCUAGCCAGUAUGUUUCUUUUCCUUUGUCAGUUUUCAGAUGCAGAGGGUAACACGUGUGAUUCCCUUGAAUUCUGACAUAGAAGAAUUGUAGCCUUGCAAAGCUGAGAAGGGCUCCCAAGCCCCAUUCCCGUCCCGGGGGCCGCAGGAGUGUCUCCUGCCCCCCCAGGCCCAGCCUCACCGGCUGAUCGCCGUUGUUGCUGCAGAGCCUUUCCGCCAGCUGAACGUGCGACGUGGCAGUUCAGAGCAGGCCUGACAGCCCAGCAGCAGGGUUCCCUUGUUGGUAGAAACAAAGUGGACUGCAAUUAAUUUCUAAUCGGUUCCUUAACAUCCGUUUUGGGUUCACAAAAGCAGAAAAAAACCUACGUAGAGAAGAGGCAGAAUUGUCCCUUUCAGUAUAUUUCCCCCAAGAUGAUACCUGACUGCUGAGGAGAAUUCUGCAUUGCAGCAAUCCCAAGCAGCCCAUUGCUGGGAACAGUUAAUUUACCCUGUGGUUAAAUGUAACAUGUGUAACUGUGAUAAGGGACUCCAGUAUCCUCCGUCAUGGCUUUCUCUGCUGGACUCGGGGAAUGCAUGAUUCAUAGUCGUAUCCCACCAGGAUGUAUUACUGCCUCGUGGAAUCCCUUUUCACCAGGAAAAACUGGUAUUAGCACAAUGCUUAGUAAACUGUUUAUCCUAGGUGUUACAAGACUUGGAUUUUCCACCUAGCAACUCCACACCAUCACACUGCACGGAGAAAUGGUUUAAUGACUACUGGUUAGCUGUCUGAGUAAUUGCUCAGCGCUGGUGUUUAUCUAAACGUGGGUGUUCUCAUACUCUCCUGCUAGUUGUGGUGGUGAUAAAUGAAAUACUCUUAUCUCCUCCAUUAAGAAUUAACUUCCAAAGACUCAGUCAUUCUCCUAGACAGCUAUGUUGCCCUCGCUGAAUUUUCUUCCCUGCAUCCUCAGUAGUGACUCUGAUCUUUAUGUAGCGAGGUAGGGCUAAUCAAGAAAUUUUUGAAUGCUGUUUUUUAAACUACCUCGGGAAGCAAGUUCUGUUCCUCCAGGGCAGGAGGAAUCAGUCAUUACCUUUUGUCUUGUCCCACUUAACGGCUGUGUAUGGCACAGAGUAGGUAUUCCCCAGAAGUUCUGAAGCUGCUGUUAGAUCAAAAUGAACGUGGUGGUGAACAGGAGAAAAAUGUCAUUCACCUCACUCUUUUUUCCUUCCCCCGUGUUACCUGCACACCGGAGCGUACUCAUUCGGUAGCAACCCAAGAGACGUUGCGUCCCACUAGCUUGGCACAUCUCUAGGUUAGUCAACAGUUAUUCUGUGUACCAAGUGCUGCCCGCUCCUCUCUGCGGGAGAUCUUGAUGGCUCCUUUCAAACUUACCCUUAAUGACACGCUGUUGACUAACUAUAUAGACCCAAGGCAGCAUUGCGUUCUUUGUAAUUCUGCUUGGGAAUCUUCCAGCUUGAUGGUUUCCCUUUUCUAAAAGUCCACUAGCUGCUCAUUUUUUCGUUGUUUAAAUAGGAUGUUACGGGUAACAGCUGCUGGGACCAGCAGCAGUUCAGUUUGAUAUAGCUUCACAAAUGCAAAGUUAGUUCCGUAAACCUCAUUUACUUUCUGACUGUAAAUUGAGACGAGCACAUAUUUCUCAGGAAAGCCUUCUGCAUACAGUGUAUACCUCAAGGUGUAAAUGGGAAGACUUUAGUAUAUCUGUUUGUAAGUUAGAAAGUAUUUCUCAGCUUUUAACUUUAAUUUUCAAAUAGCUUCAUAUGAUCUUUUUAUUACGGGUUAUCUUCUGGCUUGCUGUUUUAUACACUCAAGGAAAUGUUAACUUACAUAGGAGUAAUAUUAUUCUACAAUUACUGAAUUAUUAUAAUCUGUUGAUGAGUAAGAGUUUGUGUUAAUUAGUGUACAUAAAAGUGGUCAUCUUAUUGCCAAAUACCCAACAAAAAUCAUCUAUAAGGUACUCUGUAUUUAGCCAAAAUAAGACUCCCAAGAGUAAUGCUGUACCAACAACAACAAAAAAAAUACCUAAACUUUGUGAUGAUGAAUGGACAGGAAUGUUCUACUUUCUAUUGUAUAAACCAAGUUUGAUAAAGGGUGAUUGGCAGCAGUGUCCAUUUACAAAUAACCGAUGUAUUGUAGGGAGUAGAAAAGCUUUGCUAAGCUUACAGGUAAAGAAGAAGCUAAUAUACCAAACCAGAAUCUAACUCACUGGACAGUCGUUAUUAAUAUCUUCUGCACCAAGUCCUCUGAUGACUUGUAUUUUUUAAACAGGGUAAAGUGAAUGUGUUGCAUUGCAAACUCAGGUAUUAUGAGAAGGUAGGAGCGUAGCUAGAAACGUAGAGACAUUAGGUCAGUCGCUAGAUGUAUUUGUGAAUUUGGUUUGAAGGACACCCUGGAAAGGUUGGAAUUUUUGUUCCAUUCUUCACAUAACAUUCAGUUUACAGGGACUCAUAUUUUAUUUGUGCUUAAUGCUAGUAGGGGGAAGUUCAUUAUCUUUGGUAUCUAUCUGCUGUUGCUUAUCUGACCUUCUGUCAUAGAGGAAUCAAUCAACAAUAAUAGUCUUUGGUAGAAUUUUCUGCCAUGACAAGUCAAUUUUUAUCCCCGAUUUGAAAGAUGAAUUGGCUGGCUGACCCCCUCCUCUCCUUCAUGGUAUUUGUGCACAUAGAAAGCUGAAGAGUUACUUUUAAUCUGAACAGAGAUUUGGGACAUAAAUUUGAAGUGCUCUGGCUCACAUAUCCAGCGGAACUCUGCCUAGGAAUCUUGCUUGCGGUUUUACAGCUUGAAGCACAUCAUCCAGCGUAGGGAACAUAGCAGAGCUUCCUGCUGCCAGCUGACGGCGAUGGGGCUUAGCUCGAGUGGUGAGACCCCAGGCGUCUGAAGGAAAACUCUUUGAAGUCAGCUGCUUGCCUUUGGGUCGGGCUUCUCUCGCCUGAACUGAGGCUUGACUCCAUUGACUCAGUAGUAAGUUCUUCUCUUUCACGUGUCCCAGCCCCUGGAGAGGGCUGUGGGAUGGCUGGAUGCUACCAGGAUGCUCAGAGAUGCCAGUUCUCUCUCUGAACUGAUGGGUGCUGGAUUUGGCAAAAUCGAUGCAGCAGGAGCUAACUUUACAGACAGAUGCAACACACCUUGGUGACAGGGUGCUUUGUCUCCUCUGACUGCAAUUUUAUCUUUCUUUCUUCUCAUUUUGAAUAACAUGGUGCUCUCAGAUCCCUGGCUGGACCUAGUUGGCUGGUAGGGGUAUCGUAUUUGAUUAUAUAUAUGGAAAGGGACGUAUAAUCUUUAUUGCAAGUUUCACGUGCACGUUUGCCGCUCUCCGAAUGGUAACAAAGCUGGUUGCUGUCAUCCUUCUCCUCUCACGCCUGUUAGCUCAGGGUGCUGCUCAGAGCUGUUGCGUGCUCUGGGUAAGCAGAGUGGAGCUUUGGAUUUUUCUAUGUAUCUUAAGUUCUGAGCUCUUCCAGCCUACAGUCACGUCACGAUAAAGACUAAAGCGGAAAGGGAAAUCAUUGGUUUUCCAAACACGUUGGUCAGAUUGCCGAGUGGGGAAGAAAGAAACAUGGAAAACCCUCUUCUGUUAGGUGAAAACAAGUUGCCAGUUGCAGCGUUACAGGGUUUUCUGGAGCGUAGAGGAUUUUUCUGGCUCCCUAGAGAGAGCAGGUUUUCUCCGAGUCUGCUAGCUAGUGCUCUGAUAAGACCAGUUCCCCAGGAACAGUUUUUUUCCUAGGCGUCUCGUAUUGCUUGAAAGAGCCUAGAAGCGCAAAGAGUGCUACGAAAGCGAGCAGGAAUUUUCAGGAAUGCUGAUGUUUCGGGAGGGCUCCUCUCUAGAAGUGCGGGAAAGCCUGGGUGAUGAUGACUCCUGCUGUGUUCCCAGCUGAUUUCCUCCCGAAUGUGUGCCUCAGUGCCCUUUGGGUCUGGCUCAGAGAAAAAUCCAAAACUGAGUUUCGCAAAAAGCAGGCUUUAAUUACCCACUUGAAGGAUGGAGAUGGCUUGGGGUCUUUUCGGUGCCUGCCCUCGCUCUGUUUCAGCAGAGCCUCUGCCUCGGCAUGGACAAGGGGCUCUUCAGGCUUUUGCACAGAACAGCUACGCAGCCAACUCAGAUUAAUGAUUUUAAGUUUUGUCCUUCAAACCAACCUUUUUUAAAAAAACUUGAAUUUCUUUUAUUACUUUUUUAAAACAAAAAAAAUUCUCCUGUGAAUGUGCUAUUUACCGUUCAUUCUUUCUUCUUUCUUGGUUUUGAUUUGAAGCUAUGAAGCUUGGUGUCUGUGAAAAUGUUGUUAUUUCUGUAUUUCUCAGGAUAAUAAGCGGCAAUCAUCCCUGCCACAUAAAAGGCAGGAGAAAGGGGGAAACUUGGGGAACUAGUUUAAGUAUGAAGCUAAUUUUUAAGUUUUAGAUGAUGUGUAAAUCAAGGAUAAUCCAUAAGACAUCAGUGUCAAGCUGCGGUGUUUCUCUGGGUUCUCAGUGUGUUGUUUGCAAUACACAGAAGCUCAGGGAUAAGUAUUUAAAAUGUGACCCAGAGAAACCCUAGUUUUGACGUUGCAGCAGUUGCUUCUUUCAUGACUUGUUUGGAGGACUGUUUAAAAUCUGAAUAAAACCCUCGUAUAGGGAUUUUGGGGAAAAACUUCUAGUGUUGCUUGUGGGGAGCUCUUCUAUUGGAGGAUCAGAUGGCUCUAUAAACGGGUAACGUCCUUAAAAUGCACGUUGCCCGUUUUAGGUUGCCAGACCAUAGUAGGAAGGGGCGUUGCGGACUCGCGUUGUGCUGGUUUUUCUGAGUGGUAAGCUGGGUGCUGAGUCCGCCAGUGCGACUUGCCUGAGCGUGCCCAAGGUGGCCGCGGAUUGCUGCAGACGCCGGAGCAGGACAGAGCUAGAGAGGGAAGUCCAACCAGGACUGUAAAAAUGUCCUGCUAGCUGUGCUGCUGCUUCUCUUUGGCUGCAGUCCCUCUCUGCCUCGCCCUGCAGUGUCCUGUCGUAGUUCCCGUGGGUAUUGCUGAAGUGUCCAAUACCAUCAUUUUGGAAAACUUUGCAUUUCUGCUGAAGGCACGACAGCUCCUACGACUGGGGCAGAUUCAUCUCUAUUUCCGUAUUCAAAGCAGUUUGCAAAUACCUCAUCCUUUUGCCUUGGAUGUUAAACGUAUUAUAUUUAAUGCUUAUGGAAAGGAGGAGAAUCGGUAUUUCUUACCGUGGCAGACUCCCUGACAGCACAGUCACAAUAUUGCUGUAGUCAAUCUGUUACGUACGAAUCACAGAUUUGAAUUUCCAGUCGGUACAACCUUCUCAUCGAAGUUUGGUAGGAUUGUAAAUUCAUUCAAACUGUUUGAGAAAUACACUGGCAGGCAAAAGUAGUUUGCUUACAACUACUAAGAGUAUCCAGAAGAGCUCCGUCCGGACGGUGAGCCGGCCGAGCGCCGAGUCCGGCACUGGGUGAGCACGGCACUGAGCCAGGGUCAGCCAACACUGGCAGGGCUAAAAACGCUUUCUCAGCAGUGUCACGGGCCAGGAUGCGCAAAUGUGAGUUUAAACUAGCCCCUACCAAACGCUAG
Struthio camelus australis is the source of this 7557-nucleotide messenger RNA. NCBI's taxonomy places the organism in Eukaryota, Metazoa, Chordata, Aves, Struthioniformes, Struthionidae. The record is from RefSeq and is a predicted model, not a curated record.